This is a messenger RNA of Ipomoea nil (Japanese morning glory), 2642 nucleotides long. Its product is annotated as protein FAR1-RELATED SEQUENCE 5-like. Gene Ontology annotation, biological process: regulation of DNA-templated transcription. Lineage: Eukaryota; Viridiplantae; Streptophyta; Magnoliopsida; Solanales; Convolvulaceae. Bases 344 to 2344 code for a protein of 666 amino acids. Gene Ontology annotation, molecular function: zinc ion binding. The record is from RefSeq and is a predicted model, not a curated record. The transcript has 5 exons.
UCUCUUUAUUCGUCUUAUCCCCUUCCAAGCCUUCUCUACCACACAGAGCUCUAAAUGCUGUCUUUUUUUUUUUUUUUUUUCUAUCUCCGCAUAUUCGCCACUCUGCCCUUCUUUCUAACAACAUCGCAGAUCUAAAGAUUUGCGCCUUUGCAGAUUGUAUCUCCGCUUCUUUGCCAUUCUCUUUAACUGCCUCAUAGAUCUGCGCAUCUUAUAAGCUAGGAGUCACAAAUCUAGGUCAAUUACAUGUAUUCAAUACAAGAAGCGAUUGUUUUCUUCUGUUAGCUCUUGCGAGAUUUUACUUCUAUUGAUUGGAUCAAGUGUUUGAAGAAUUUUGAUUUUGUUGAUGGAGGAGGCAACAGAUCAGACAGAAUUGAACAUUGAUGGCUUGUCUUCAGUUCCAGUCGAUCAAGAUUUGGUGGGUGUUUCAGUAAGUAAUGUUGAUGAAGCUUACAAGUUGUAUAACGAUUAUGCUUAUAGAGUUGGUUUUAGUGUGAGGAAGGGUAAACAACGUUAUAAGGGCUCUACUAAUACAGUUAAAAUGAAGAGAUUUUAUUGUUCUAAGGCUGGUCAUAAGGUUAAGGUAAACCCUGGUGUUAGGUCUUAUUCAAAAAUUGAUUUAAGAACGGGGUGUGGUGCGUUUGUUCAGUUUGAUGUAGAUGGGAACGGGGUGUGGACAAUUACGAAACAUGAGAAAGGGCAUAAUCAUGAGUUAUGUCCUUCAGACAAGAGUCAUUUACUUCGUUCACAUAGAAAAGUGGGAAAGAAUCAGCUUUCAUAUCUAAAAGAUUUGAAGAGGAGUGGAGUUGCAUUGACGGAUGGUGUUAGGUUUUUGACACAGCAAUCAGGGGGGUCUCCAUUUGUUGGUUUCACCAAUCCAGAUGCUUUUAAUUCUCUGUCUUAUGAUUCAUUGAAGAGUUUGGAUGGAACUGAUUCCAAUUCUUUAAUUGAAAUAUUUAGGAGGAGGCAGUGUAAUGAAUCUGAUUUUUUCUUUGAUUUCGAAGUUGAUGCUGAUGCAAGAUUAUGCAAUUUUUUUUGGAGGGAUGGUCAAAUGAGACGAGAUUAUGAGUUGUUUGGAGAUUUGGUAGUGCAUGAUACAACAUAUCGCACUAACAAAUCCAAUAUGAUUUGUGGUCCUUUUGUAGGGAUGAAUCAUCAUUGCAUGAAUGUAAUGUUUGGAUGUGGUUUUUUAAUGAAUGAGAGAAUAGAAUCAUUUGUGUGGUUGUUUAGAGCAUUUUUAAGAUCUAUGGGUGGUAAGUAUCCACAAUCUAUUAUGACGGAUCAAUGCGCGACUAUGGCUGCUGCUAUUUCUCAAGUUUUUCCAACAUCACGUCAUCGUCUUUGCAUAUGGCAUAUUAGUGAGAAUUCAAAGAAACAUAUCAAGACAUUAAGGAAUAAUAAGGAUUUCUUGGAUUUAUUUAACUGUUUGUUGAAAUACACGGAUACCGAAGCUGAGUUUGAAUUUUAUUGGACAAGGAUGGUGACAGAGCAUAAGUGUCAUAAGAAUGUUUGGUUAGAAAAACUUUAUGAUUGUAGGGAGAAGUGGUGUCCAGCAUUUAGUAAGGAUUAUUUUUCUGGGGGUAUUUUAUCUUCCCAAAGGAGUGAAACUACAAAUCAUUCGAUUUCUAGAAGGCUAUCAAAAACAGUUGGGCUUUGUGAUUUCUAUUCUUCUUUCAUUAGUAUUGUUUCUGAAUGGAGAAGUAAAGAAAACGGGGAAGAUUUUCGUUGUGCUCAAGGUGUACCUAAUAUGGUCACAGAACAUGUGAAACUUCUUUCACAUGCUAGAGAGGUAUAUACUAUUGAAAUAUAUUUUUUGUUUGAGGAGCAAUUUUUGAAAGGCACCGCAUGUCAUCAAGAAUGUGUUUUGAAUGAUGGUUAUCAGUACAAGUAUCAUGUGUGGCGUCCUGAUAUAGAUGUUAUAAGGCAUGAAGUUAGUUUUAAGUCCACCGAUUUGGAUAUUUGUUGUAGUUGUAAGUUGUUUUCUGAAGUGGGAAUUCUUUGCUGCCAUUGCUUACGCAUUUUGAAUGUACAUUGUGUUAGUACUAUUCCUGAUAAAUACAUUCUAAAAAGAUGGACUAAAAAGGUUAUUGAAGGUAGAACUGUGAACAUUGCUUCUUUGUCAUAUAAUGUUGGUGUUGCUUCUUCCAUUUGGGUUGUUGAGAUGAUUAAGAAAUUUCAAAGAUUGAUUGUUGCUAGUCAAGAUAACGUUGUAGCUAGACAGAUUUGUGAGGAAGCUUUUGAAAAUGCAAAGAAAAGAAUUGAAGCUGAGGUUGGUCAUGUGCAUAUUGAAGAGUUUAAUGUUUCAUCUUCAAGUGGUAUUGUACAGAAUCCUUCAAGCCAGAGAUAGAAAGGUGGGCGUAACAAAAGAUGGAAUAGUAUUAUUAUUCAGAAGAAGUAUAUUCUUGCAAGAGGGCGAAGGAGUUAUGCAAAUACGGUUGCUUCAAAUACAAAGAGCUUUAUUCAAUCUUUAGCUUUUGAAAGUCUGUAUUAGAUUGCCUGAGAGGAUAUCUUGUACAUCCAGGUUCUAGGAAGUCACAGUUAGUUUAUUUUAAUAAGAGUUUAAUUGACUAUGUAGUUGUAGAUUGACAUUGUGUUUGUAUAAUUGCUCUUAUGAAUUAAGCUUUAAAUACAUUAACCUUUUAUAA